Molecule: messenger RNA, 1389 nt
Organism: Arachis stenosperma
Lineage: Eukaryota; Viridiplantae; Streptophyta; Magnoliopsida; Fabales; Fabaceae
Exons: 3
Coding region: 1-1389 (462 amino acids)
Source: RefSeq, a predicted model, not a curated record
AUGGAUGAUAGAGUUGUAUUGAAGAUUUAUUAUUAUGGACAGAUCUUAUUACAAACAUAUGAGGGAGUUCAAUUUGUGUGUGAAAAUCCAUUAGAUGUUGUUAUUCCGUUCACAUUGUCAUUUGAGGAGUUGAAAGGUGUGAUUUGUGAGAAGAUAGGCACGCAAAGAUGUAGGAGAAUAUCGUGUAUUUUGUACAGGUAUCCUUUACCUGUGUUUGGCGGAUUUGUUCAAUUUCAGACCAAGUAUGUGAUGGACGAAGCGAGUAUGCAGGAAAUGUUUUCAAUGUACAUGGAAAAUCGCCACCGAAUAUCGUGCAUCGAGUUAUAUAUUGAGUUUGAGCAAUCUGAAGCGGACCGUAACAUUGAAUUGGAAGAUUAUAAUAGUGAAAGCGAAGAUGAAUUUGAAAGUAACUAUGAGAUCGUCGGUCCAGGUGAGGACGAAGAAGCAGCUGUUGGCGCCAUGAACGCAGAUGUGGCGGAAGUUGCAAAUGCACUAGCAAACCCGCAUCCGUUUCAAGAGCCUUCUUUCAUGCGGUCGUUGGAUUUGGGGGCUAUGCACGCACUGGAGUUUCCGCAAUAUAUGAAUCCAGCCCCUCCUGUUGUGGCGGAUGGUGAAUUCACAGUGGGGAUGGAAUUCAGCUCAAGGGAGGCAGUAAUCAAGGCAAUGAAAGAUUAUACCAUCCGGAGAGGUGUGGACUAUCGGAAGAAGUACUGUUGGGAGAUAAGGAGGUACAAUGGAAGUCAUACUUAUACUAGGUCUACUAUUUCUCAAGACCAUUCGAAGCUGGAUUCCAAGACAGUUGCAGAAGCAAUAAAGCCGUUGGUAGAGGUUGACCCGUCUAUAAAGGUGAAAUCAGUAAUUGCUGAUAUCCAGUCAAAGUUUAACUACACCAUCAGUUAUCGCAAGGCUUGGUUAGCAAAGCAGCAGGCGGUCGAAUCAAUUUUUGGAAGUUGGGAAGCAUCGUAUGAAGCUUUGCUGAUAUGGUUUGAGGCCAUGUGCCACAAAGAGCCAGGAGCAGUGGUUCACUUUGAAACAAUGCCAGCUUACCAGGGGGAUGAUUUGGUUCCUGAUAUACGUGUUCUACAUAGAGUCUUCUGGAGUUAUUACCCAUGUAUAAGGGCCUUCAGACACUGCAAGCCAGUGGUGCAGGUGGACGGGACUCAUUUGUAUGGAAAAUACAAGGGUUGUUUAUUGGUUGCAGUGUCACAAGAUGGUAAUAACAACAUCGUGCCUAUUGCAUUUGCCAUAGUGGAGGGAGAGACUUCUGAUGCAUGGCACUUUUUUCUGAGCAACCUGCGUCAACAUGUGGUGACCCGUGAUGGUGUCGGACUAAUCUCCGAUCGACACGAUUCGAUUAGGUCAGCUAUUGAACGAAGUAAUGAGGCGUGA